Drosophila innubila is the source of this 2775-nucleotide messenger RNA. It is a transcript of the gene Klp67A, whose product is annotated as kinesin-like protein KIF18A. Gene Ontology annotation, molecular function: microtubule binding; microtubule motor activity; ATP binding. The transcript is spliced from 5 exons. Gene Ontology annotation, biological process: microtubule-based movement; mitotic spindle organization. Bases 203 to 2647 code for a protein of 814 amino acids. The record is from RefSeq and is a predicted model, not a curated record. NCBI's taxonomy places the organism in Eukaryota, Metazoa, Arthropoda, Insecta, Diptera, Drosophilidae.
CAAAUGCACGUAUCGAUAAGUGAGUGCAAAGCAACUCUCUAAAUACAGUUCAGUUCGUUUAAAAGAAUGACGCCGCAAAGCAAUAAGCUAAAAAAAGACAAAUUCAAACAAUUCAAACAACAACGAUCAUUUCAGGCUGUACUCAAUUUAUGAAAAAAUCUAGAAAAACAUAAGCAAAAAGUGUAAUUAAUCAGUUGAAAAGAUGCCAGAACCAACGAAUAUUAAAGUGGUAGUGCGCGUGCGUCCCUACAAUCGGCGGGAACAGGAGCAGAAUCAAAGAUGUAUUAUUAAAGUGAUGGACGGAUCUUCCUUGUUGUUUGAUCCCGACGAGGAGGACGAUGAAUUCUUUUUUCAGGGUACCAAACAACAAUACAGAGACAUUACAAAGCGUACAAACAAAAAACUAUCUAUGGAAUAUGAUCGUGUCUACGAUAUAGACCGCACAAACGAGGAUUUGUUUAUGGAAUGUACAGCGCCGCUGGUCGACGCCGUACUUGAUGGGUACAAUUGCUCAGUGUUUGUGUACGGGGCAACAGGAGCGGGCAAAACAUUCACAAUGCUGGGCAGUGAGAAUUGUCCAGGCAUCACCUUUCUGACCAUGCGUGAUCUCUUUGAGAAGAUCCAGAGUCAGCAGGACACACGUAAAUUCGAUGUGGGCGUCAGCUACUUGGAAGUGUAUAACGAGCAGGUGAUGAACCUGCUCACUAAAACCGGUCCGCUAAAGCUGCGCGAGGACUCCAACGGAGUUGUGGUCAGCGGUUUGGUGCUCACGCCCAUCUACAGUGCCGAGGAACUGCUGCGCAUGCUCACGCUGGGCAACUCGAACCGGACACAGCAUCCGACGGACGCCAAUGCGGAAAGUUCGCGUUCCCAUGCCAUUUUCCAGGUGCACAUACGGAUCACGGAUCGCACAACGGGCACCAAACGCAGCGUGAAGCUCUCCAUGAUCGAUUUGGCGGGCAGUGAACGCGCCGCUAGCACCAAGGGACUUGGCAUGCGCUUCAAGGAAGGCGCCAGCAUCAACAAGAGCCUUCUGGCGCUAGGGAAUUGUAUUAACAAGCUGGCCGAUGGCCUCAAACACAUUCCCUACCGUGACUCGAAUCUCACACGCAUCCUUAAGGAUUCCUUGGGCGGCAACUGUCGCACUCUGAUGGUGGCCAAUGUCUCCAUGAGCUCGCUCACCUACGAGGACACCUACAAUACCCUCAAGUAUGCCAGUCGUGCCAAAAAGAUACGCACUGUACUGCGCCAGAAUGUGCUCAAGUCCAAUUUACCCAAGGAAUUCUAUGUGAAGAAGGUCAACGAGGUCAUGGUCGAGCAGGAGCGUCUGCUGGAGCGCAACAAGCUGUUGGAGGCGAAGCUGGCCCAAUUGGAGCGUGCCGGCAACGAGAACAGCUACGAUCAACAGGAGCUGAAGCCAUGGUACAGCAAGAUUGAUGCUGUAUACGCCACUGUGACCAAGCUGCAGCAGUGCGUCAUUGGAAUACGCAGCAAAAUCCAGAGUCUCAACUACCGCCAGACACUCAAGAAGGACUUUGAGCAGCUGCGCAAGCUGUUGACACUGGAUCAACGUCUGCUGCAGGAGGAUUAUAAACUUUUAACAAACUACUUGAGCACCUUGAGUAGCAGAACCCAAAAGUACACGGAUGAACUGCCUCAUUGGCGCAGCAAGUUGGAAGCUGCCUGCAUGGAUCUCAAGACACUGAAGCUGGAGGUGAAGGAGUCGAAAUACCACCAAAUCCUGAACUUGUACUUGGGCAACAAGGAUCUGGAGGUGCAGUUGUCAAAGCAACAGAUUAACUGCAAUCAUUUGACGGCCAUCAACAAUGAGCUGGUGGAGAACUCGGGAAUCCUGAUGAAAUCGUUUACCACUGGCUGCAAUGUGCUGCACCAACUGUACGAUCGCCUGGAAGAGACGCAGAAACUGACACCGGACAUACAAACUGUUUACGAACGACUCGAGCGAAAGAUGCGAUUCACGGAAUCGGAGACAGCAGCUUCAGUACAGGACACGGAACUGGAUGAACUGCUUGCCGAGCAGCAGGUGCAGCCAGAACCAUCAACGGUGACCAGCAGCGCCAGAAAGCGAACUCGGGAUCGUCGACACACACAUACACUAAGCGAUAGUGAAUUUGUUCUUCACCUGGGCAUCGAUAGCUGUGAGGACAGUGACUCGGAUACGGACGCCACAGACGACACUCCGCAUCAUGUGUUCAAGAAGCCAUGCAAUCUGAAUGUUACCCAAGUGAUACCCAAUCCCACGAGUCAGCACAAGGCGCUGACAGCGACUGUUACCAAGUCACGACCCAUUAGCCAUCGAAUGGUAUCGGACAUGAUCUCGGAUCAGAGUGUUUGCGGCUCUGCAGACAAGGAGAAACUCAAGCAAGCUCUUUUCAAAUCCAGCAAGUUUAGCACACAGGAACUUAAACGCACCUGCGCAGCUGCGAUACAGAAGGAGAAUCUGAAAACCUUCUCAAAUGGCUGUGUGAGAAAAAGUCCACGUGCUAUUAUCGCCAAAACUCUCGCCGGCACCACAGCGACGAUUCGGAAACCCAUAUCCCGUCUAGUAGGAACCAUCAAUACUGGUGGCAAGGAGACGCCAGUGGUUAAGAUAAAUCGAGCCGCCUCGUUUCGCAUUAAAAAAUAAUUUUACGUAUUACAAUUGAUUUAUUUUUAUUUUAAAGAGUUCUAUUCUAAUUAUUCGAUUUGAAUUUGUCGGUUUUAGUUGUGUGAAAGCAUAUAAUUUACCCAAAUAUAUAUAUAUUCUGUAAGUUU